UUGCAGUAUACCGUCCAUCAUAAUGCUCAGUAUGGACCUACCUUUGGAGGAGGACAUGAUCUGUGGACCUUCAGUUCAACAAUUACCAAACAGAGCAAUUAUUUCCAAGGCAAUGGCAGCACACAUCCACACACUUACAACAUGCAAGGACAUAAUGUCACCAACUUUACAGGAAACAAUUUACAGUUUACUGAAGUGGAAGUAUAUCAAGUUACAGAACACGUUGAACGCCAAGAUGAGACCCCGUGGCGAAAGCUACCUGAGGUGAAACAAAAGGUACUGAAGUCUGAACUGGAAACGUACUCACCCCCGGGGAAGCUGGAUCAUGUGAACAUCUUGUUGCUGGGGGCGGUUGGAUCGGGCAAAUCCAGCUACUUCAACACCAUCAACUCUAUAUUCCAAGGGCGGAUAACCUCCGUCGCCCGCAGUGGGAGUGCAGAACACAGUCUAACAACUACUUAUCGUUUGUACAAGAUAAAAUCGACCGACAGUCGACAGCCCUUGAAGGUUCGACUUUGUGACACAAGAGGACUUGAAGACGGUCUCAAUCUUGAUCUGUCGGACCUGAUGGCGAUCAUCGACGGUCAUUUGCCGGACAGAUUCACGUUCAACCCAUCUGUUCCAAUUCGUCCUGACAUCCCAGGGUACAAGAAGAACCCAACCCUGAAUGACCGAAUCCACUGUAUUGCCUUCGUGGUCGACAGCACUGCCAUAGAUGUCUUCCCAGACAAAAUACUACAGACGUUCAAAGCAGUUCAACACAGGGUGAAUGUCCAAGGCCUGCCCCAGGUGGUGUUGCUGACCAAGGUGGACAAGGCGUGUGAGGUGGUCAGCAAAGACGUGUCCCAGUUGUUUAUCAGCUCUGCCAUCAGAGACGUUGUAGAGAAGACGGGAGAGUUGCUGGGCCUGCCUCGCUCUCACGUGUACCCGGUUAAGAAUUAUGAGGAUGAGUUGGUCCUUGAUGACAACGUGACCAUCCCUGCUCUGACCAGCUUUGUCCAGAUGACGAGGUUCGCUGACGACUUCCUCAACGACUGUCCAGACCUUGAUGAAGACUGAUCAAUGACGUCCCUGUUCUGACCAGUGUCGUCCAGAUGACCACAUUUGCUGAUCGCUUCGUUAAUGACUGUCAAGACAAUUGUUUUGACUCGUGUUAUCUUUGUUGCUGAGUGUCAAACUCUUCAUUAUAAUGUUUGAAGAUGAGUAUCCCUGUGGGAUUAUUAUCAUUCUUCUAGAAUGUAGUUGAAAACUCAUUUCAUCAUGUGAAAUUAACAGUGCUUCCAGUUUCUUAUUACAUAUUUGUCCCUAGAUCUAGUGGAUACACACCUAACCUGUACUUCAGCUUUAUGUAUACCUGAUAUUUUCUAGGUUCUCAUGAAUUGCAUGUUGAAAUCAAGUGAUUCUGAAUUUUAUUUCAUUCUACCAUGACACAGAUUUUUUUUUCUUCAUAUGGAUGUAGCAUUAACCAGUUAUAUGACAUAAUUACAUCAAAUUAUACUUAAUUCGGUAAAAGAAGAUCCAAGUUAGCAGUUUUGUUGUGUAAAUUUAUCAUAUUUUACUCAAAACAACGUGAAUGUAAACAAUGUAUGGUCACCAUGAGUACGCCACCAAUCUCAUUGUCACUCUUCAAAUAGGAUUGUUGUGAUUGCAUGUAUCACCACUGCCGACCAAAAUAGAUCACUGUAAAAAUAUCCUUAUUUUUGUGUAAUAUGUGUGUUGAUUCGUACAGUGGAUUUAUAUUUGUCUUUCAAAACUGAUCUGCGUUUACGUCAUAGGCUACACUUCACCUAAUGGGAUUUGUUUCCACAAAAUCAGUGGAACAUCAUGCGGACAAUAUCACUUCUUGAAUUAUUAAAGUAGAACGUGCACAAUGGUGGGUUUUAAACAGAGGGUGCACAUGCACACGCACACGGACACAGUCACGAACAGAAACACGUGCUGGGACUAAAACUGACUUCCCUAGUAAUGAUACAAAAUUAUAAAGACUGUAUAAUUAUUGUAAACUGUAAUCACAAUUUUAAUAAAGUGUUGUUGCCAUA
Haliotis rubra (blacklip abalone) is the source of this 2039-nucleotide messenger RNA. Its product is annotated as interferon-induced protein 44-like. The record is from RefSeq and is a predicted model, not a curated record. The transcript has 6 exons. Lineage: Eukaryota; Metazoa; Mollusca; Gastropoda; Lepetellida; Haliotidae. Bases 142 to 1059 code for a protein of 305 amino acids.